AUGGCUGUUGCAGGCUUCGCGCGCGCCAUCUGCCGUGGGAGCUGCCGGCUGCUGGCUCGGAGGUCUCACGGUGCCCGUGUAAACCGUUUGUUAGCGCGCGGUUCUCCUUUGUGUGAAGACACGUCUAUUGGAGUUGCUGCAAGCGGCUCAGAGCUGGAAAGAAAUGUGACUCUUGAACAUGACAUUCAAUAUAAUGUCCAACAAAACGAUAAAAAAAUCGCAAAAAAAAGUGAAAUUCAUCUAAGAGAAAGUGUUUUACGACCAGAAUUUCAAUUAAAAAGUGAAAAUCAGCCCUUGAGAAUUCGCGAGCGCCUCCCCCAACAGGAUGCGCGGCCAAGAAGUGCGCUGUCAGCGGCUACAAUAGGCGACCACACCUCCGAUCAGGACAGGCAGGACGACAGCGUAAAUUAUCUCUUGGACGCCGUGGGUGUGAGGUCGUCAGGUCACGUAGGACUGGAGGCGCAGGGCAGCCGGCGCUUGGGCGACACUCGCCGACGACUCAACAGCCAAGGGGUGGACUGCAGUCAACAGGAACGGGCAGAAAACUGGAACGACCCGCACUUCAGCAUGGGGCUCAUGACUCCCUGGGAACAUUCUUCUUUGAGCUCCCGAAUUCUUGUUGACAACACUCCUGUGACUGACGACGCCGUGGCAGAUGAGCGCUACGGCAGCAGAGUAAGCUGA
Messenger RNA from Gryllus bimaculatus (two-spotted cricket), 684 nucleotides. Lineage: Eukaryota; Metazoa; Arthropoda; Insecta; Orthoptera; Gryllidae. The record is from the annotation of a GenBank genome assembly.